AUGGAGAAUCUUGAAAUCGAUUUAGAGAGCGUUAGGCAAAAUUACCGGGCGGCUUUACAAGAACUGACCUUCAAUUCUAAACCGAUAAUAAAUAACUUGACUAUUAUUGCCGAGGAAAAUAUACCUGCUGCGAGGGCUAUUGUCCAAGCCAUUGAAGAUCAAAUUCGCGCCAGCGGUCCGACAGGUGAACCGGUAUACUCGGCUGAAGUCACAGAUCAGAUCGAAAGGGCUUUGAUGAAACAACAAAUGAGAUAUCAAUCGCGGGGGUCGAUAGACGGCGGUAGAUCACAUAUUCACAUCAAUCCAAAUUUUUUAAGCGGUGCCAUCGUAAGUGAAUUUUACAUUAAGUCGACGCAAAAUCAACCACAUCAGCAGGUUUCUCAAGUUCAACCGGUUCAACAGACAACAAAUCAAUGGAUUGAUAACCCGAGGUAUAAUAAAAGUGAAAUGUCGACAUUUUCUGGGAGUCCUAACCGUCAGGGAUACUAUAACUCUCAACAGGCACCCACCCCUCCCUUGCUGCAACAAAAUCAAGCAUUCGUUCCGCCACCAGACCAGCAAAGGCUUUUGCAAGAAUGUCAGCAAUUGAUUUUGCAGCGCCAGCAAUACGCGUUACAGAAUCCCGGGGAUUUGCAUAAUCAAAGUCAACUUGGGAAUCUGCAGCAGCUAUCUGAAGCCAUUCAAAAAGCACCGUUGACAACUGAUCAAUUCCAACAAGUUCGUCAACUUUUCGCCACCCAAUUGUCCAUUCCCUCGACAACCACAACUCAGACAUCCACAGGCAUAUUGCCACCAUCCUCUUUUCCCAUCGCCGCGAGUUCGGUGCCAAUUCACGCACCUAUCUCAACCCCCGUAUCCGUUGCACCUGUUCCCGUUACCACCCCUUCCAUUCAAUCUCACACUUCUCUCGUACCGGAUCCCAAUACUCUAGUUAAGAAUUUGAUGGAAUUUGGGUUGCUCGGGAAUAGCAAUAUCAUUAGUAAUUUGCCCGGAGGCAUUGGAACUGCCAACGUAGGUGGAUUCAAUUUCGGCGGGAAUACCCCCACACCACCACAAUCGGGUUCUGUGGCAGAUGUUCCGACAACCGUGAUGCACGUGAAUGAUCUUGAGAAAAUUCAAUUAACAAGCAAUGAUAUCCAGAGAAAACGGGAAGGGGCUAUUGCGAUUCUCUACGAUGCAUUUCCUUUACAAUGUAAGCAAUGCGGAUUUCGGUACGCUAGGGAUGAAGAAGGUAAAGCGAAAAUGGAUUCUCACUUGGAUUGGCAUUUUCGUCAGAAUCGUAGAAUGAAAGAGAAGGCCAAGAAAACGCAGAGUCGAAGUUGGUUUGUUAGUGAGGAGGAUUGGAUUCAUUCUCGUGAGGCGGAAACAAAAAACUCCCAGUCACCUGCUUUCUUCGAUUUUGAUAAUACAAAUGUCACGAAAAACGUGUCGAGUGUCGCCCAACCGAAAAAGGAUGAAGUAAUUAACGAGUCUACCGUGAUUGUUCCGCUAGAUCCUGAGAAAGCAAGUAAACCGUGUCCAAUUUGUCAAGAAAAGUUUCAAUUUUUCUGGAACGAUUCGGAUGAGGAAUGGUUGUUCAGAAAUGCUGUGGAAGUUGAAGGGAUCAUUUACCACGCGACUUGUCAUGCCGAUGCUCUCAAGAAUCAAGAAAGUGUUCAGGAAGGGGGUGAAGAUCCUCACAAAGAUUCCAAAAAGAUCGACGAACAAAUCAAGAGUAUGACCCACGACAUCAGUCGAUCCCAGAUGAAGGAAACGGUAGAUGAUAAGUUGAGUGUCAAAGAUCACUGCGUUCAAACCAAGUUUCAGUUAACGUUGUACAGAAGCCGGGAGCCUAUAAAAGAAUUGAUAAACGAAGUCCAUAAUAAUAUGCUUAAUACGGAGCCUAAAAUUCCACCAAGGAUGCCAAAUAAUGAGGCAAGGCCUAGCAGGCAAGAGAGUAUGCCACCCUAUAGGAGACAUAUGAGGUCAGUAGCAGAACUUGAGAAUUUCAAGGAAUUGUCCAACUCUCUGGCUCGCAUAUGCGGCAACAACGUUCGAAAAGAGAUCUGUUCCCGUACAUUCACAACACUCCUGACCCGGAUACUGACCGAUAAGGGUACUCAUGAAACUGUUAAAAAUAGAAUACUUGAUUUAAUACAAGAGUGGACCAUUGAGUUUCGAUCUGAUCCGACGUUGAGUUUGAUGGAAGAGACCUUUAAUAAUUUGCGAGCUCAAAAUUUCCAGUUUCCUUCUCCGGAGAAACCAAAGAAAGAACAAAGCGAGAUUGAGAUUGAAAAGAGACGCAGACAAGAAGAGGAACAAAUUCAAUUGGCCUUAAAGUUGUCCUUGGAAAGCAGUGAAAAAAAAUCUCCUCAAAGAGCAAAUGUUACACCAACCAAAUCUACCACACCACAAUCCUCACAGCAAAUUACACAGGAAAGAGAAUUCUCCCAUCUAAAUGUUUCACGCGUGAAAGCUUUAUACGAUUUUACCCCCAGCGAGUCUGGUGAACUCGGUUUUUCUCGAGGUGAUGUGAUUACCGUGUUGGAUAGCGUAUAUAAACAUUGGUGGAGGGGUGAAUUGCGCGGACAAACGGGUAUAUUUCCAGUAAAUUAUGUGGAAAAAUUGAUGGAUCCGACUCCCGAAGAGAUCGCUAAAGAGGCUGACAUGGAGGCUAGUGUUUUCUCCGAGAGUCGUAGCAUUGAUCAACUUUUGGAAAUGCUGGCCGGCCUGGAUCCACAACGUGACAGUGUUACCGAAAAUGAAACCAUUCAGGCAAGAAAUUUUUAUAACCUAUAUAAUUCCACAUUGCCGGUUCGACCAAAAUUGAUGAAACUUAUUGAGAAAUACAGUCAGAAGAAAGAUGAUUUGAUUGCGCUUCACAAAAAGUUCAUUCAGGCAACAACAACAUAUGACAGACUUAUGUCUGAAUCUCUUCGAAAAUACGACCCUACUUAUCUCGAUAGUCCAUCUCAAUAUUAUCAAAAUUCGUCACCGAUCAAUUCCCAAAUGGCUGCCUCAGAUAGUGGUAUGCCUCCAAACACCUUUGGGGCGCAACCCUAUGCACAACAAAAUCCUGCUUUUAUUCCAGGAUAUGUUGAUUCUAAUCCUGCAUAUUACCAACAACAACCACCACCUUCAAAUUUAUAUAAUGUACCUCCUCACGUAGAUGCAGCUACAGGUCAACAAAAUAUUUAUCCGGCUCAACAACCAUCACUGCAAGCGCAAUAUCAACCGGAUAAUGUUUCACCACCAACUCAGUAUCUGCCAACGAUCCAACAAUCUCAAUAUAUUCCCCAAGUUUUGCCCGGUGGUUUGGGUCAGCAGAACAAUUAUCAAACUCAACAGAAACAGCAGUACAUGUCUCCGGCUGCACAAGAAGUGCCCGUGGGUCAACAGAUGGGCUAUCCAAAUCAGCAACCGACGCAGUAUCAGGCUCAGAUUUCGAGUUCACAGGAAAGCCAUGUUCCGGCUGUUUCAGCUCAACAACAGAAGCAACAAUAUAAUCCUCCUGCCCAACAAGAUCAGACGACACAACCAAAUACCUUUUCAGAACAACAAGCGCAACAAAAUCAAUUCACUCCCAAGAUCUCACAGGAUUCAUCCUCGCAGUAUCCUCAGCAAGACCUCGCUAAUGCAUACGCACAAACACCAUAUGCCAAUGUGGAUAAUCAAGAUCGAGCAACACUACAGCAACCUAACUACGCAGCCCCACAACAACCUAUCUAUCCCAACUCUACUCCAUUCCCUGACACAUCCGCAUACAGGCAAACAUCAUCACCGUCAAACUCGGAAGUUCCGAAUUCUCCGUCUGCAAAUUAUUCGUACAAUAAUCCUGUGACACAGCCGAAUAAUGUUCCUUACAAUUUGAAUGUCGAUCCUAAUAACGCUCAAUACCUAAAUCAGCAGCAGCCACAGUCGCUGCAUCAAUUGGCGCAAGCCUACGUUCCUCAACCAUAUACACAACAACCGCCUCCACAACAACCAUUAAAUCAACCACCCUCACAGCAGCGGAAUCAAGGGUAUGACUACGCAUAUUAUUCACAACAAGGUCAACCUCAAGGAGCACAACCCGGGUACCCUCUCAAUAACCAGUAUUCGUAG
Acaulospora colombiana is the source of this 4083-nucleotide messenger RNA. NCBI's taxonomy places the organism in Eukaryota, Fungi, Glomeromycota, Glomeromycetes, Diversisporales, Acaulosporaceae. The record is from the annotation of a GenBank genome assembly.